Callithrix jacchus (white-tufted-ear marmoset) is the source of this 3693-nucleotide messenger RNA. Lineage: Eukaryota; Metazoa; Chordata; Mammalia; Primates; Cebidae. The record is from RefSeq and is a predicted model, not a curated record.
UGUGAUUGGCUGCCUCGGGGGCGCGUCCCUUGGGCGCGGACGCCCUAGAUUGGUGCUUCCGGACAGAGGGGAGGGACUCCGGCUGCAGCCGCGGGAGGUCCGGACACUGGCGGCCAUGGAACUCGCCGGUAAUAGAGGACACAUCUCUUAACUGGGUUGCUCUAAGAACUGAUGCCUAAACCAUCUCAGCAUGGCCUAUAGAGGAGGAGGUGGGGAUGGCCAUCCUGCCUCAGCUACACUCUCUCGGGUUAGCCCUGGAAGUCUUUACACAUGUAGAACCCGUACCCAUAAUAUAUGCAUGGUAUCUGACUUUUUCUACCCAAAUAUGGGAGGUGUGGAAAGCCACAUUUACCAGCUCUCUCAGUGCCUGAUUGAAAGAGGGCAUAAGGUUAUAAUUGUCACCCAUGCUUAUGGAAAUCGAAAAGGCAUCCGUUACCUCACUAAUGGCCUCAAAGUCUAUUACUUGCCUCUCAAAGUCAUGUACAACCAGUCUACAGCCACGACCCUCUUUCACAGUCUGCCAUUGCUCAGGUACAUAUUUGUUCGGGAGAGAGUCACGAUAAUCCAUUCACAUAGUUCUUUUUCUGCCAUGGCCCAUGAUGCUCUCUUCCACGCCAAGACAAUGGGGCUUCAGACAGUCUUCACGGACCAUUCCCUUUUCGGAUUUGCUGAUGUCAGCUCGGUGCUUACAAACAAGCUUCUAACUGUGUCUCUUUGUGAUACAAACCACAUCAUUUGUGUGUCUUACACUAGUAAGGAAAAUACUGUACUAAGAGCAGCACUGAAUCCUGAAAUAGUGUCCGUCAUUCCUAAUGCUGUAGAUCCUACUGACUUCACUCCAGACCCAUUUAGAAGGCAUGAUAGUAUAACUAUUGUUGUUGUCAGCAGACUUGUUUACAGAAAAGGGACUGAUUUGCUUAGUGGUAUAAUACCUGAACUCUGUCAGAAAUAUCCAGAUUUAAAUUUCAUAAUUGGAGGAGAGGGACCAAAGAGAAUCAUUUUGGAAGAAGUUCGGGAAAGAUACCAGCUACAUGACAGGGUGCGUCUUUUGGGAGCUUUAGAACACAAGGAUGUUAGAGAUGUCUUAGUUCAAGGACAUAUUUUUCUUAAUACCUCCCUUACUGAAGCAUUCUGCAUGGCGAUUGUGGAAGCUGCCAGUUGCGGUUUACAGGUUGUAAGUACCAAGGUUGGUGGUAUUCCUGAGGUGCUUCCAGAAAACCUUAUUAUUUUAUGUGAGCCUUCAGUAAAAUCUUUGUGUGAAGGACUGGAAAAAGCGAUUUUCCAACUGAAGUCAGGGACAUUGCCAGCUCCAGAAAAUAUCCAUAACAUAGUAAAGACUUUUUACACCUGGAGGAAUGUUGCGGAAAGAACUGAAAAGGUAUAUGACCGGGUAUCAAUGGAAGCUGUGUUGCCAAUGGACAAACGACUGGACAGACUUAUCUCUCACUGCGGCCCAGUAACAGGCUACAUCUUUGCUUUGUUGGCUGUUUUCAACUUCCUCUUCCUCAUUUUCUUGAGAUGGAUGACUCCAGAUUCUGUCAUUGAUGUUGCAGUAGAUGCCACUGGGCCACGGGGUGCCUGGACUCAUAAAUAUUCUCACAGUAAAAGAAGGGGUCGGAAUAGUGAGAUAUCUAAAACCAGGUAGAAGAAAGCCUCGAUUGUGAGAUUUUAAACAUUUGUAAUAGCUCUAUUAAGACUAUGGAAAAUAACCUUGAUUUUGUGGGAUUUUUGUUUUUUUGAAGUUAAUUUAGUAAGUUAUGCUACCUCUAUAUCAUUCAAUGUUUUCUGUUGAGGAAAGAGAAAAACUUAUGCAAUUCCUGAGUGUAAAACUUAUUGCACUUAUUUGAAAUUUAGGAGAGAACAUUUAAGCCACUCAGGUAUGAAAUUUUUCAGACUACUGAAAUCCCUGUAGCAGAGAUGUUUAACAUUAUAUUUUGAGAGCUUUGGGUGCUGAAGGGCCAAAUGUUUUCUGGGCAUUUUUUGGCCAGUUUUUAAUGCUGUACCAUUAGACACUCACCAGAUGUUUACAGGUUUUCUUUAGGGAAGUACAACAAUUAUAUGAACUAUUUUAAGUCAUGUUCAUAUACAUUUAUUAGACAUCUAAGUCAUGUCUUAAGCAUUUAUUAGGUUCACUCAGUAGGUGUUACAUAUAAUUAGCAGGCUCUUUGAGUAAGAUAGUCCAUCACUUACCAGCACAUUUUGAGCACCUGCUCUGUGUAGAAUGUUGAACUAGAUGCUUCCCGCUGUUAAGGACCAGGGGUGUAUUCACUCUUUGUUUACCAUUCAGAUGGCUUACUUAAUCGUAGUCAUGGUUGACAUGACGUAAAUAUCCAACAUGCCAAAAAUGCUCAUGCCAGUUAAUGCCAGGAAAAAAAUCGCUGACACACUACUAGUACUUCUUUGCUCCUGUUGUAUGCAUUCUCCUGGAUAGAGCCUUCAUCUUCAGUUGUGUUUAUGAAGAUACUUUUUGCUUUUUAAAUACUGGGGACCGAGAUCACUGUUGAUAGUGCAGAGAACCCCUCCAUAUUUGUCAGUGCAUAACUGAGUUUUCUGUAAAUGCCUUCGUGUUUUCUGAGCAGAAUGUAGGAGGUAUGCCAUCCCAAAACCAGCUGCUACCCUGUCCUUUUAAUGUAAGUCACUCCCCUUCACUGUGGCCUCGCUGAUGUCUGAUAAGUAUUGUCAGUGUGCAAAAGGCUUUACUUCAGAAUGUUUUAUUUAUAGCAAACCAAGUUGAAAAUUUUAGGAACAGUCUUUGUGGGUGUAUGUUAUUAACUGUAAUUAUUGUUGCCCAGAGCCAUGGGUUUUUUAACCCCAAAUUAUCCACUUGGUGUGUAUUAUUAAUUCUUUGAACUCUUGAGGUUUUUGUGAGGAAAGGACUGUGAAUUCAGAAUAAUGAGGCACUUGUGAGUGCACUACAUAGAUUCUGACAGUGUUGUGAUUCUGUAUAGGAUUUUUUAAAAUGAUAACAUUCACAAAAUGUAUUACUUUUUACAAAAUAACAUGCCUAUUAACUGGUUGCACUGAUAUAAAAGAAAUAUAUUUGUGUUUUGUUUGUACUAAAACGCAAAAGUAAGAGUGCAAUUUUUAAAAUCUAGAAGUUAGGGAUUCUUUUGUUGGAGAAAAAUGGACUGAUCUAAACCAUUCAGUCUUACUGGGAUUUUUAUGCAUAGAAACUCACAUAUAAACAUUAAAUAAACAGUGCCAAUAUUCAUGGUAAAGUGAGAAACUAUAAUAUUUGGCACUUAUUUAUUCUACUCAACAGGUUUUAAAGGCACGCCACCAUUUUUUCCUUUUUGCUUAAUUUUUUAAAAUUGUCAUUUAAUUCUUAAAUUGUCAUUUAUUUGAGAUGGAAAGAAAAGCUAAAGUUAGUUGCCUUUGCAUGUAAAAUAUGUAAUUUGCAAAUGACAAUUGUUUCUUUUUUUUUUAACAAAUGGAAGUAAAUUUGUUUUAUGUAAAUCUUAAUUUUCAACCUUCCUGUAUACCUUGUCACUGUCAGUGUUGAACUGGUCAGUAUGUGGAAACACAUUGCUCUACCUUGCUACUUAUGUUGAUUUUAAAGUGAAUUUACAAUGAUGAGAAAUUUGUGAAAAUACAUGGUAUUUCUUUUGAUGUUUCAAAAGGUUGUUCAUGAAAAACUGAUUUGUUAAAACAUGCUACAUGUCCAAAAAUAAAGACCAGAAUGACAUUUGAUAA